This is a messenger RNA of Brassica napus (rape), 375 nucleotides long. Its product is annotated as proline-rich receptor-like protein kinase PERK2. Lineage: Eukaryota; Viridiplantae; Streptophyta; Magnoliopsida; Brassicales; Brassicaceae. The transcript is spliced from 2 exons. The record is from RefSeq and is a predicted model, not a curated record. The coding region runs from base 1 to 375 and encodes 124 amino acids.
AUGUAUCCUAUUGAGUAUGGUCAAGAAAUCCUAACCCCUUUCGUAACUCAGUCUCCUAAUCCUAACCCGAACCCGCCUCUACUCGGAUCUUCCCCACCCUCCCCACCCGACUCAUCAUCUUCAUCAUCACCAAACCCAUUUGUUCCGAUCACCCUAACUCCUCCGGCGCCGAUCGUAAACCCGAGUUCUCUUCCGCCUCCGUCUAAUCUGAAUCCUCCGCAGCAAUUUCCAUCUCCUCCUCUGGUAUCAGAUUUAAUCGCCGCACUGCCUCCACCUGCACCGUCACAGACAACAAUCGCGCCGCCACCUCCAGCGAUAGCAAUGAUGAUUCGAGCGGCUAGGGUUUUGGCGAUCUUUAGGCGAUUUGAGAUCUGA